Molecule: messenger RNA, 20239 nt
Organism: Spirometra erinaceieuropaei
Lineage: Eukaryota; Metazoa; Platyhelminthes; Cestoda; Diphyllobothriidea; Diphyllobothriidae
Source: the annotation of a GenBank genome assembly
AUGAUGCGACCGGAAGCCAUCGCCGAAGAGCCCACUUUAUUGACGUCAAAAUCGCCUGUGGGGGAUGUGAAAUCGGUCCCCGAUGUCAGUCAGUCAGUUCCAAGAAGUAGGUCUCGCAUUUAUGCACGUUUUUUCCUUGCUGAAAUUCAUGCUUAAUAACUAUCCUUACAAUUAUCUCUAUUUUGCAGGGAAGGUAGGAUAUUAAGAUGCAUUUGGGUCACUGUGCAUAACCUUUUAAUCGAGAAUCCGCAGGGGAUAAAAUCCGUGUCUCACGGUGAUUGUGACAGAAAAUACAUAAUUCCUCCAUGCCUUAAGUUAGUUGAGACUGAGUCCCAUCGGCUAUGGGGUCGCAAAGCUAAUUAUGCAACGUCUCCAAGUUUAAACGGUAUAAUAGGUUUUUAGGCUGAAACGCAUAUGUUCCCAUCUCCAGGACGAUGCAUAUGAAAGUUUGGUGAGGAUUUCUGGCUAAACUUUACGAAAUGCAUUACAUACAAGGGCAGGGCAAACUCCCAUGACCAACUCCUGCUUAUUUGCCUCCAUCAGCCAGACCAGAGGUUAGAAAGUCAAGCCCGCGGACCCAAGCAUAUUAAUCGAAGUAGGCGUUCUACCACUAAACAACAGGCUUACGCCCCGUCAUCGUCUUGAGACAGCCAUUCCAAUGUCUCGUGUUUUGCUGCCGAUACGCCUCGGAUCUUGUUUACUCGUUACUAUGCAACCAUCCGCCAGCGUCCUAGACAAAAAUUCCGGAGUAAACAUUAGUGCGCAUAUCCAUUCCUGCCAUCAACCCAUGCCGGGGAAAUUCCCUUGCUCAUGAUUAAUCCUUUCAUAGGAAGCAUAUCUCCUUGUCUACGGGGAUCUUCGGAGAAAACCUUGCUUUUCGCUGCUCUUCUUGAACUAUUCUGACCACAUCCAUGUCCUUAAAUUUAUUCUUUUUUCUUUGGCUUAUGUAGAUGGGGAAGCAGGCUACAGGACGGGUUUCGGGAAAUUGCUGCUAGCCUGAUGUUUCUCAUUCAUACACGAACCCAUCAUCAGAGGCAGCAGUAGAUUAGGGUACUACAUGCACAAGCUGUGCCGAAUUCAAAGGAUGCAGUUGCCUAUCAUAAUCAACCUCUUCCGGAUUAAUCGACGGGGCUUGUACCUAUUGAAUGAUUGCUUGAUCAACCCCAUCCGAGGGGUUAGUGACUGCAGUUUUAUCAUCGAUGGUGGUUAUUGAAGUGAUGAUUUUGCGUCCGCGAGGGUUGCGAAUUUGGGAUCGUGCAGCCAUUUCAUACUGUAAAUGCUCACAACCGGUGAUCGAUCUCAUGAAAUGUUAGCCGAAAUUCUGAAAUACCUUGUUGAUUAGGAAGGAGUACUUAAGUUUAAUUGUAAUAUUAAUUACCGUGUAGCCUAAUCCCAUGAAAUUUCAGGCAUAGCAGGAUGCUGACUUUUAAAUGUACCUCCUUUCGAAUAUAUUCUACAGAAAGCAUGGUCAAAAGUAUUUUCACCUGUAUUCAUCUGUUACUGCACUGGGUCUCGUAAUUUUUCAGACGAAAAAGGAUUUUUUGCGUAUUCAUAAACGUUUUUAGUUCUCAAAUAACUCUGAUUCCUUCUGCCUUUUUCACGUUCGGGGUUUUCGGUCUCCAUGCUGUACACAUUCCGUUCAAAUAAAAUCAGACACUCCUGCAUGCGAUUAAGAAGAUAUUAUUUAGGACUCAUGAAAUUGUGUAAUGAAUAUCAGUUAUAUUCAAUAUUUCAUGACGAGCAAUAAUAAACAUGCUCUUUGAUUGGGCAUCAUAUGGUCCUAAAAAUUUCAUAAUUAAAAACUUUCUAAAACCGACUGAUGCCCUUUUUCUUACAUAAAAUUCGAUGACGCAGUUUGCUGCCAAAUGAUUAUACGAGAAGAAAUGUUUUCCUGCCUGUUUUCAAUUAAAUGUAUUGAGAUUUAUAAGGGCAUCUAAAAUCAAUGUAAAGAUUGCAUGCUACCUGAUUAGUCGCCUGCGAAGUAAUGUGUUUCAAACAUCCUUUGGGCCAUUUUGUCAUGCGUUUUCAUUGAAUAAUCGAAAAGUGCAAUGGUGGACGAAACUGCCGAGACUUGGCUUGGUUUAUGUUAGAAUUUAUUAUAAGGGACGGUGGUCUCUAUAGUCCAUCUGGUAAACUAUCGUGUGCAAAGCGGCGAUAUUUCCUAUGCGGUUUUCUCUUCUGCGGGCUUCUAGGCACGCCCACUCGGUUUAAUCAAGACCUCGUCAGGGUGGACAGUCGACGGAGGAUGAUGCGACCGGAGCCCAUUCCGGAAGAGCCUACUUCGUCGGUCCCGACGUCUCCUGCCGAUUCUUCGCAGAAACCCAUGGAAGAUAUAAAAGCGACCGAGGCUAUGACUGAAGCACCAUUAAGAAGUGAGUGUCAGUUUGAUCCACCCUUUCCUAAUUUCGUACUGAAUCCGGGUGCUCCCUGAAUUUUCUGCCGCCCCUACGUUUGUGAAUCCUGUACAUUUACUUCAAGUACAUGCAGCAUCUCUGCACGUACUAACUUUGUCUGCUCUCUCCAACUAGGUUCACCCUCAAAGGUACUCUCAGCGUCCUUAACAAUGGAGAAUGAAGACAAACUGGCUCAACCACCGGUUGACGAAACAGGACCAAAGGUGUCGGACUUCGUUUUGGAGAGCGCCAGUUCUCAGCAGAGUCGCACUGCAGUCGACACUUUACCAAACCUCACAGUUACGGCCCCGUCAGUUCCAGACGCUAAUGUGCUGCCUACCGUUAUUUCCGUACCGGAAGCAGUUGUGGCGUCCUCAGCUCCGUCAACUUCACAGGAGAAAGAGGAGGCCAGAUCACAAACUUCUGACGUCGAUGACGACGUCAAGUCCGACGUCCCUGCGGAGGACAGCAAGGUACUCUCGACAACCAAUUUAACCGCUCCUAUUUCGACAGACGCCGCCCAAACCCAGCCUCCUGGCUCUCCACAUGGAGUUCGGAACCAGAGGUCUUUGGAGGAGGAGUUUAAACUAGCUGAGACGAACUUCUUACCACCGGUUACCACUGCAGCUUCUGAUGUGGGUUUUAAAACCGGAGCUGAAUGUACCCGUAGCAGCCCGUUAGGGUCCACUGCGGACCAGGUUGCUCCGUUGCAGGUCCUAGGUGAGCCGAAAUCCCUGCAGGGCACGCAGCAGGCGAAAGAUGACCACCGUCAUGGCCAGAAGGAAGAGGGUGGGAAAGAAGAGUCUGAAAGCUCUAAAGAAGAAGCAAUAAAGGACGAGCAUAUUGAGGACAAUGAUAAGGAUGAUGACGACGAUGAUGAUGAUGGUGGUGGUGAGGUGAAGUCAGAAUCCCAAGCCUCAUCAGACAGCAAUUCGGAGCAUUCUCCAGUCGGACUUAGCCAACAGGGUGCGCCUACGCUGCCUCAUUCCGGUAUCGGGAAAGCUCACUCGAAGGAUGAGGAGGAGGACGAGAAGGAGGAGGAGGAGGAGGAGGAGGAGGAGGACGACGACGACGACGACGACGAGGAGGAGGAGGACGGGGAGGAGGAGGAGGAGGAGGAAGAGGAGGAGAAGGAGGAGGAGGAGGAGGAGGAGGAGGAGGAGGAGCGACACGGCAAUAUUGAAGGUCCUCAACUUCUGGCGAUUACGCCGACUUCGGGACCUACAACAGGUAGUUUAAAUUGCCGGUUCUCAUCUUCAAAACUUCCCGCCAGGUCGACGUAUAAAGUAGACAUAAGAGUUUACGAAGUUUCGCCUGUUGCGAAGAUAGGAGCUAACCGUCUCCCCCCCCCCACGACACUGAUUGAUUCGGCUUUAACGUUUAAGACACAUCAAGCAAACGAAAGUUGGAGUCUUUGGAUGCUAUUGUUGGAAGUCACUGUUUCAGUUCGCUGACGUUCUUCAGCACCGUCGCCCACUGUCAAAAAGUGGCCUGCGUAAUCAACAUAUACUCCUGCUUCUGAGAUUUCUAAUUACAGACUAUGUAGAAUAGGGAAAUUCAAAUGGAUAGAAUGUGCUUUUGACAGAUAGAGUCGAACCACCGACCUCCUGACUUCACACUAGCAAACUAAGCGUCUAGAUACGAUGGCGGGAUUCCCAAUUAUGCAAGAAGAAUCGGUAUUUCCUGACUAACUAGCAAGGCGAUCCUAAAGGUAACUUAGACCACGUUUCUGUUCUAUAAUGCCUGUGCCAGGCUCAAACGGAAAUAAAAAUGAAGCCUUGGAGUGGCUGGCUUUUUCCUUGAUCGCUUUAGUUUCACUGACUUGACAGCUCUUCUUAUGUCUGAUUGUGCACAGCGUGACCUGCAUGUGCUAUGAGUCGUCAUUGUGCUGGUGGUAGUCAUUCAACCUGAUGCGUCGCCGGCCAUCUCUCGAAGCGAGCUAAACAUUAGAUCAGCUUUGGUCGAACCCAGGGCUAAACUUACGGAGUCCACUACAGCCAUCGCCUCGUGACGUCUGGGAAGUUUCUCUGUAAGUUCUGAUAAAUCAAAGGGACAUGGGUGUUCUGGUCGUCUAAGCUGACAUAUGGAAACCACAUCAUCAGCAUGAUCCACCCAGUUCUUAGACUAUCUCGGCCUAGAUCGACCAAUCUUCUAAUAUUAAAAGUAGGCUUAGUGUGACCCGCAUGUAUUUCAAUGUGCUUUCUGGGGCCUGAUCUCUGUGUUGUCGAAUGCCGAUCCGACAGGCGCGUCAGGGGUUAUCAUUUGGUUUCUCCAGAAUACUUGCAGACACUAUCGUUGCAGCAUGCGUUUUAGACAACUGCAAAGAUUUAGGCGAGUGGUUUAUAUUUUAUGCUCAUGAAUAAGAGACAAGCAUCACCGCGAGGUUUUUCGCGCAUGUUAACGGCUUUUCUGCUCGUCCGAUAGACUCUUGAAGCGGUGGGAAAUUAUGAUACUAUCAGUAAAUGUGUGCCUCGGGGCUUCAUUUAAUGACGAACAUCGUCGAAUAAAUUAGUCAAUGUAAUUGUUCUUACUGAAUUACACUAAUGGGACGAAGAUUCUUCCUUGUUCUUCCACCAUUAAACUCGCCUGAUCUCUCUCCAUUUUUAGAAAAAAGAUGGACUAUAGUUAAAACUGACCCAAGAGCAUGUGCAAUACGUUUAUGCGGUUCCUUGAUCACUAAAAGGGCAGUCUUCUAUUUUUUCACUAUUCCUCGUCUUUGAGGAGGGAUUCACGUGAAGUUCUCUCUCUUUCCCCGGAUGCUACACAUUUCUGAGAUUGAUAUUUGACUUUUAAGGCUUAAACUGCUACAUCAUCUAUCCUGACCACCUUGUCUUGUUGUCAGGUAAGAGAGGGAGAGAGGGAAAGGUGAACUGCGCGAGUAUCCUCCCUCUCCAAGCAACAAUUUCCACCCUUGUGUCCAACCGCAGGGACCGAAGUUGCCACAACAGAUACAACCUGCAGACAGUUGGGUGCUAGUAAGAAAAAAAUGAACGGUGAAAAGUACUAAAAGGCUAGAAAGAGAAUUUAAGAUCAAAAAGACUACCAAGGAUUUCAUUCUGACUCAACUGUGAAAAACUUGGCGACUUUGGUGGGAUUCGCACUCACUACAACAAUUGGAAGGCUUUAGCACAAACAACGCUCUAGCCAGCUGAGCUACAAGGCCCCAUCGAUAAAUACCAAGAAUUUAGCAAAAGAGGGGAAUGCAUAGAGAAACCUAAGUCAGGGAGCAGGGCUUCUUGUUUGAAAAGCCGUCAAAGGUAAAGUUAAGGGGUCUGCACAAUUAUGUAUUCCGACAUUAUAUUAGCUGCAAGAGUUCUUUCUCCUUCGGCUGAACAGCCAUCUGAGGUCAUUAGUUCAAAGGUUGAUAGUUCAGAAAAAUAUCUUAACUGCCUGUGCCGAGUUCAGUCGAUGGGGAAGGUUUAUUGCUCGAAAGUAUACUGUGGGAUAACAACAAUAUCUCAGAUGGUAAGAGCGUUUGGUUAAAUGCGCUGUGGCCCAGUGAACCUUUGGGUGCUAUUUACAACUGACGGCCCAUGUACGUAAACUGAUUUUUUCUAUAUAUUUGCUGUUUAUUGGUGGUAUUUCUUUAUAACGCAACUAUGAUGAUAUGAGUCAGAACGAUUUCAAGUAGCAGAAACCUGAUUGCUGGUGCAGAAACAGUCCUGUUCCACUUUUUUACUAAUUUCCUUUAGUUUCCUCGUUUUUAGUCGUCAGUAUUCACUUAAUAAUAAUUCCGCAUAGCACACGAAAACAUGUUACCAAAAACUUGAUUUGUUUGGUUGAAAGACACGAUUUUUUGCAACCAUGUACUUACGACCAUGAGGAUGGUUUUAUUGCCCAUCCAUAGACAAUGGAAAAGUGGCGUCCGCCAAAUUUUAUAAAGCAACUUAAGAAUGAUCUAUUCGUUGUCUAUAGCCUUCAUCACACUUUAAUGUGCUGCUGAAUAUGGUAUACCAACUUUUUUAAAAAAGGAAAUUAAUUGUUUAGAUAACGUGAAUGCAAUUCCCUCCACUUGACUGCCGGUAGACUGUGGAUCGUGUCAUAUGGGAUUGGUGAUAAGGUUAGUUUUACUGGUGGGGCAGCACACUAGACAGUAAGCUGAUAAAAGCCCAUAUGACGUGACCCACAGUCUGUCAUCCGUUACGUGGGGUUCUUCUCCAUACCGUUCCCUACAGACUGCUUACAGCACAUCAAACCAACUUUUUCACCGAUACAACCGUUCACUUUCCAAUCUUUAACAAUCCCUAGCAGUGCGGAAUAUGGUCUCUAGGACGAACUGCUUUACAGAAUAGGUGAAGGUGAUACUGCAUAGUAUAAGCGUCCUCCUUAUGGCUUAAUUGCCUAAUACACACCCGUCCUGUACUCCAUUAAGGCGCAUCUCAUAAACGCUCCAUUUAAAGGCUUAAGUUCUGCACAGUGAAUCUUGAAGUUUUAAAUUCUUGUCCUUCUGCAAACUGGAAUAGAAGAAUUUUUGAACUCGUUCUGAGCCGAUUUUAUUGGAAAAAGUCGUUAAUCGAAAUCUGUCCUUUCAGUCAAAAGUAGCACAUGCUCCUCGCUGUAAUGUUCUGUCGGAAGUUUUAGACGGGAAAAAUUAGCGUACUGACUGAACACAAAUCAUUUAUCUACAAUGCAGAUGAUUUAUGCUCAUUUUGUCACAUGCGGAGGCGACGUUUGCUAAAUGCUAAUUGGCAGACCAUAUCUGAAUCACGUGUGAUUAGCAUUCGUUGGUCUGGCCUGCUUACAGGAUGACACGCUUAGUAGGACGUGUUACGAAAGCUUUUUACUGCCUUCUUCCACAGGAACCGAACUCUACCCCCCGAGCCAUCUCCGAGGUUUUUUAUCAACGCUGCUGUACGCCGGAGCGCAUAGUCUGAGGCGCAGCAAAAUGUUUCUGAAUCACCUGUUCCAUUAUGACCUAGAAAAAAACCGAGGGCGUUGAUUGCUUCAUUUUCGACACUUGCACCACCUCGUAAAACUACUCGGCAUGGGUGAAGCACGUGACAGUCUAGAGAGCGGAGUGAGCAUCUACACACAGGCUACUUCUAUACUGCAAGACCCCCACUGGUUAAUCCACCUGAACUCUACUACGGUAAAUUAACUGCGUAGAAGAAUGUUCAUCCGACAGUACUUUGAAGCCAUUGCCUCACGCAGACUUCGUGCAGUCUAAAACUGCCGCGGACACAGCAAGACCUACGUGGUGUCUGACCUAUUUAUCCAGUUUUCAGAAAUGUAAUGGAACACUUUCAAUAAUGGCGUCUACAGUGUCGGGGUCUUCGUCGUCGUAUGUCUAACUUUUUGCGCCCAUUCCUAGCUUUUUGUCUGAGGACUAUUAGUAAAUUCCAGUCUUGCGCUUCGGAGGGAUUGUCACCUGUAUGCUACCCUUUUGGCGAAGAGGCAUAGAGGGCCAAUGUUCAAAGGAUGAAAAUUUGAGAACAAAUAUUAUGCUCAUCAACGAAUCUCUGCCGUGGUCUUUAGUCCGCACAAGAGGUCCGUCCUAAGAUACACAUUUCAACUCACGGAACUGAUACUUACGCCGUCACUGUCCAUCACUGCCUCACAAGGUUGCCGGUAUGGUGAUGUAAGUAUGACAUUGUUUAUGGUGGCAUGAACUUUCCAUGCAUCUAGUACACUCUUCCUACCCACACCUACCACAUUCCGAUGGCCAGAAACUGAGGCCAUCGUUGCAUUCGGUGUCUGUUGGUACUUGAGAAUCUGUCUCCCCCAUGCUGGUGGCAAUUCCGAAGUUUGAUCAGCCGGAGGCAAAAAAGGUCCACGCCGCGCUGCAUGCUCGGUCCGGCUGUGGUGUCCAGCACGCAGUCGCCCGCGAACAAGAGAUCGCAGACUGUGGUCUGUUUGCGCCGGAUAUUAGGAAGCCGGCCGUUGGCUCGGUAGUUGAUGUUGUUUCGAGGCCGUCCCUCACGGUGACAAUCUGGCCGUCAAGACCGACGAUAUUUACCGUAUGCUCCAAAACAGGGCAGAACAGGGACGGUGACUUGCCCCGAAUCUUUCUUACAGUGAUAGUAGACUUGCGAAGCGCCUGACGCACUCACUCCUCCCCACCCGGAUCCCAUGUUAAGACAGAGUCAAGAAGACCGGGAGCGGAGAGGGCGCAGGUUGCUGGCACGGCGGAAACCCCCAUCUAGACGUACCACCACACCCCCUGGUCCACAAACACUUGAGCAAGAAUUUAUGGGAGGACGACACGGAUCCCAAUUUGCACGACACGAGCCGGCCACUGGGUCUGCGGCCACACCCCAAAUGUAGGCAUUUGUUGUGGAUGUACAUUCAUGAUAACGCCUGCCAGCCUCUGAUCUAGCCCCCUGUUAUUCCAGCGCUAGCGAGUGCGUGCGUGAUGAUUUUCGAAGAUUUACCUGUUGUCUUCAAGGUCUCGCAGGAUUGACCCUUGUCUCCACUUUUCGUGCAACAGUAAGGUGAAAUGCCGAUUAGUUGGAGGCAUCUUGUGUGUAGAGUCCGGUUGGAAUUUACUCAGCGCCAGAGAUUCUUCACUUAACACCUACUGCUCUGAUUGUUCUUUCGUAGGGUACAGCAAGCAUUUUUUGCCGUCUGAGGACGUCUGAUAAUGAUUUCCUCGGAGGGUGCAGUAGGUUGAUUGAGGACGCCAAUCACGUGCCCGGAGCGGUGCAGUUUAUUGCGACUGAGGGGGCGUCGACUAACUUGAUGGUUGUUGAGAGAGUGAGAGAGAAUACCAUCCUAUUCUGAAAGUACCAUUCCGAAAUUUUAAUCAAAAAAGACUCCAUUCACGGUGGAUAAAAUCGACACGCAAAACAGAUAACACCAGAAGAUCACAAGCGGAAACUGCUGAGAACUGCAGCUGUCGACAACAUGAAGAAUCGCCGGUGAAUGAGUUGUAUGACGUGCAUCAGAUUUGACUUCCUUCAAAACUGCGCUAGCGUGGUGUGCAGGUAACCUCAUUAUUGUCGUUCAGAUAGUCAAGGAGGGAAAAAAGCAGUAUAUAUUAGUACAAUAGGCCAACGGAUGUACAUAUAAGAAAAUUCUCGUGUGAGUGAAAAGCAGAAAAAAGUGGUGGCUCAAUUUUGAAAGCCUGCCAAGAUGAGUUGUUUAUUUCUGCGCGUUGUCUGUGUAUCUUUGAAUUCCUUCUUACUUGCAGAUCGAUCGGUCAUUUUGCACUUUUUUCGGUCUUUGUUUCACCUGGCUUCAGCAUUACAGCAACGCGUCAUUGUCUGCUUCGGUUCGGUUGUCCAUCUGACUACUAUGUGGUGUGUUUCCCCACACGAGAAAACCCACAUUUCCGUUAAACGCGCAAAUAUGGACCUCGAAGGGCUACCUAAUUCAGUGUCCGAACUUAAACCCUAACACCAACUCUAACCAUCUGGAAUUUAGCGCAAGACUGCCCGAGAUGGGGAGGGGGGGUGUUCGUAUUCCUGUAUCGACUGCGAACUCCUCCGUCGUUCAUUCUGGUCUCUAUGCCGCGUUUACUCAGAUCCUGCAGUGCAGUAGUUACCUUCCUUGAAGCUUCCUCACAUUGAGACCACUUGUGAAGUUGAAUUUGCAAUGUCAACUCCCGAUCGUCAAGGUUAUUGCCUAUCCAGUUUUCCGUUAAUGUCGCCUUUUGACGAGUGUGUAGUCCAGCAGCCCUCAGUAACUUGACCUAGGCUUCAUCCACGUCGUCUUCUCCCGAUUCUAAAGGCGACAGUUAGAGUUGGCAGUGGAGAGGCUGUGUUCCCUGCGUACUGGCAACAGGCGGAGGCUGUUGUUUUUGCAGUUGUUGACUAUUUAGCGGCCUAUAACGCCUUUGCAGCUUACGUGAUUUGGGUCUAAGGGGACUUUUAGGAUAUCGAGACCGGCAAAACUGCCCGUCCUAAUCACAGACAUGAGGAUAACAUGCAGUUUUAUUGGAGAAAUUGUCUGCCUCAUCGUGGCACUUAUGAUCGGAAGAAAGGAGAGGGGACUGUAAAAAAUAUAUUGAUUAUAUUGACUCCUAAGCACCGGAUAUCCGCAUCUGGUUUAGCGCGUCGAUCAGUAACUUUCACGGGGGGUGUGGCUACUCUGUGGAUCACAGUCUACGGGAGUCGCGGGUAGGAAUGAGGUGCCAAAGACAGCUAUGUAACGGCAUUCGCUAAGUUGGUCCGUAUGUUUGUUAGGCCCACAAGUCCAUUCGUUUGAAAAUACUCCCGCCACACACGCCUACGGGCUUCGUGUAAGCGUCCAAGUACAGCGUGAAUCCCCUGUUCGUAACAUACAUGAACUCUGGGGACAGCGUAGGUGAGACGCGGUGGCAAACGCCAGCGUCAAAUCGGAAGCUGCGGCACAGUCCGCGCUCACAGCAGUGCAACCCAGAUGGCGGAAGCUACUGCCAUCCCCAUCAUUCCUUUUCGUCGUGGAGGAUUAAGUGGGGGGGGUCCGACUCUCACCUUGCAUCCUGGUAGGAUGAUCUCAGAUCCAGUACAAUUCCAGCGAGAAGAGUCGUUUGCUUGUUCACAGGCGUACAAAUUCACGAACUAAUCCUUCUUUUCCAAUCAGAAAGGACUUAGUUCCCUCUGGUAGGAAUCUGAAGCUACCGGCUAGCAACUACUAGUGUAGCGCAAUAGCUACUCACUCUAGACUGUCAAAUGUAAUCGUUUUGUAUUUAUGUGGUUCAUCAUAACAGCUGCUCUCCAGCUCCGCGCUGCUGAUGAUCUAUGUGUGUCUUGGAAAUCUCUGCAGCAAUAUGUCUUGACUGCCUCCAUGAAAAAAUCCUUCAUGGUGUUUAUUAAAUUUGCUUUUCCAAGGUAACCAAGGUUACGCUAACCCCCCACCCUCAAAGUCUUUCCUGUCUGGCUUUUCUGUAGGCAAUUUAAUGGUUAAAGUGUAUGGUCGUGGCCUGGAGGAGUCAGUGAUGCGACACGCGGUGAUACUGGUAGACGACUGCACCCUCCGUGACUCCGACUGGAGCUUAGCCAGUGUCGGCGAGGCAGGUGGGACUCCGCAAGGUGCUACUCACUGUCUGACUAUUCGUCUGCCAACCCCCCUCACUGCUGGUCGUGUUUUCGUCGAGCUUGAGACCGUGGCUCACGGACGUUUGCGCUGUCCUCAGGCUUUCAUCGCGGUGGCAGGCAGACCGUCCUACGCUGCGCGGGGAACAGGCCAAGGUGAGUACCUUCACUGACCUGCUGUAAUCCUAGGUGACUUUAGCCACGCCAGACUUGGCCGGAGGUGAUGCGACGGCCAGAGCGGAACCGGUGCCUUCAGCUCGACCCGACGACUUAUCUCCUGAGGGUACGUUGUCUCUCGUCUCAUUAGCCUUUGCCGAAGGUUCUUUUGUGCAGAAUUUAUUGUUUUACGGAGGGCACUUUUUUUGCCGGAGCCUUCUCGGGUAGGAAAGCAGCUAGCGAAGUCGACCGCUAGUAGAGAUGUCCGAAUCCACGGUCAUUUGAUUCCUCUCCAAACAGACCUAAGAUCAUCGGUGUUACGGUUAUUCGGUUUCUGAGAAGCUGCUGCAGCAUCGAUGUGGCAAGCACCAAGAUGAUGGUGAACAAAGGGCGAUUGGGGGUGGCGUCUCUCGCAAUCCCAUAACCCAUUACUGUCCUCCCCUUCCGCCCAGCAUUCUCACGACCAGCUGCCGUGAAUCGUGUGUCAUUCGCUCGUCGAGACCCUACAAAGUUUGUCAACAUGUCAUGCUCCUUUUGUUGUUUCUGAGUCUGACGAUUCGCGAGGACAAGCUGCUCUCCUUUUUUCAGUCAUUCCGGCUUCAUCUGUUCUCGUCUUUCCCCGACUCCACUGAUUUUGUAAUUCUUAUUUAGCUGUGUAGAAGGUUACUCCGAGUAUCUAAUUUUCUUGGUAACUGGUAAUUAUACGGCGAGAUAAAAGUCUGUGGGGCAUCAUUUGGGGCAGUCAUUUUCCCUUACAGUUUGGUAUUUGAUUCUUUUUUUUCUCUCUCAGAAUAUUGUCUUCAACAAUUGCGUACUUCCUAUGUAAAUGAGUAGUUUUUGAUUUUGCAGUGUUAUAGUACUGUAUAGUAAACUUUUAAGGACUAUCUGUUGAACUUUCAACUGCCCUUCUCUUUCCGAAGGCAAGUUAUUGGGCUGUUUUAGACUCUGCUGCUUCUGCCUGCCGACGUCGCGAAUCCCAGAGUUGCCGUAUGAACUACGUCAGUUAUUUUUUCCUCAUAGCAGCCGUUCCGAACACCUCAAAAGCUUGAGGUCCUGUGCAUUGUUUGCCUCGUUGCUAUAGUAAUGGGCGGUGGCCGUACGAACGUGAAGCCCCUGUGCACUCUUGGUGGACAACGCAGAAAUAGACAAUUCCGAACGCGUCUAUGCUGCCCUUGUCGGCAGAUAAUUUAAUUUCUUCACUCGGAGGGGGGGCAGUCAUAACUUAAUGACUCAACCUUAAGGUUUAUGUGGCAUUUAAAAGGGUCCCUUACAGAGGACUUACAUGAGGUGGACUAACUCAUGAAAUGUCAGUCGAAAUUUCCAAAUGCGUUCCUGUUUAGAAAAGAUUAAUUAAUUAGGGUAGCUGUGGUAGAGAGUCGAAAUUCUUCGCACCUUGCCAGACGAUUCCAACUCUUCCUUAAGAUGUUCCCAGUAUUCUGAGUAGGAUCCCAUCCAUUGCUUUUCCGAUUCUCAGUUAACCUGGCAUAAGUGCUUGCACUGCCACUCAGACGGUCAUACAAGUUCUCCCAGAAAUAACGCUCUGGCGGGCACUUUGUCUCUUAAACAUGCGAAACACGCAACCCAGCUAAAUGGUGCCACGUGGGCCAAUAAUAUCCAUUUUUAAGUUUCUCUCUACACCCGACACUUGGAUGCCCUUAAUCCUGCCAUGUCACCUUUUCGAUGCAUGCAAUCUUGCCCCUAGGAUUAGUGGGUAGGGGGACAGAACGAACAGCAUUCUGCUUUUAAGCGGACUUAAACCAGAAUUCAAUUCGAUUGCAAGCAGUAGACAGCAGACCCGUGUUACCUACGUCCAACACGUCACAGUGUUGUUCGCUUGAACAUCACUGUUAGAAGGAAGUUCGCGGUUGUUCUCGCCUACAUGCGAUGUUAAUCAUAUCACGCUGUCAAUUAUCAUCGAUGAGGCGCACUGUUCUCGCUUACUCAUUAUGCACGCCACCGCACACAGCCAGGGCUCAGUGGGUAAUACCAGUUCAUUUCAGGAGAGUGCAGGUGUGUGUUUACGGCAGUGAGCCCGGUAGGCUGAGCAGACUGCUCACCGUGAGGCUCAGAACAAGUGUGCAGAGACUUUAUAUUGAUAGGAUGUCACGUGAUGCCCCGAGUCACUUAACUUUUUCCGCGGCCUCAUAUUUUUAUGCAUGUGGAUAUAGGCGGAACUGCUGACCCCACGUGUUGGGAGGGAAGCAGAAGAUAAAGCUACCUCUGUGGAGGGUGGCUUAUUCGUCUGACCUUUUGCUCUCAUAUUUGAGUGCAUCAUCAAAGAUAGACGAAAAUGGGAAAAGUGUUUUUAUUAAUUCUUUUUGUCUCACUCCUGAGAGCUCCCUCAUUCUUCGUUCUCACUGAUUCUCCUUUCAUGCCUACGUUUUGUUUUGCAGUCUCAUAUGGUGCUGGUAGGUCAACUCUAGGGUUGGUUAGGUUGUCGUUAGAUUACCGGUCCUCGAGUCUCUCUUUCUCUCUCGCCAGUUUGUUUUCUUCUCGGCUGAGUACUUUGACCUUGCCAAAGUCGAACCGAUGAUUGUUUAUCUGACGGUGUAUGGAGACAUGGGAUCAUGCAUCUUUCCGUUUUACGGCCAAAGCACGUUCAUGCAUGUGUGUUCUUUGUCGUUCGUCGGCCAGCCGUUGAAAAUCGGAACCGUAUUUUGCUCAUUUUUGGCGCAUGUCCGACAACUUGAUCGCUGAGCGGACUUCUACCACAGUUAAUACUCCCAAACGACACCAACAGAACAACGGGCCCGUGGCUCCAUGGUAGGGCACUGGGCUUAAUCACGUAUGUUGACCGAAGAACGGGGUUUCAAAUCUCAGGCCUUGCAAGCCUGUGAUCGCGUAAAGCUGGCUGACAACGUCUGAAGAGACAGUUAUUUCUAAUUACCUCCAGUUUGUCGUUUAUGUAAAGCAGAAACAGUAGUUCUAGGAUUGGCUUAGCUACACAAGGAAUUGUAUAACGGCGGAUAGGAGCUUUAACGUGUCCGCCGGCGAUGGGGCUGAAAGACGCGCAUCGUGUACAAUACGUUCGCUAGAGAAUCUUUUUCCCCCACCUGUCAGGCGAAUUUCUCGGUUUGACUGCAAUAUACCGCAUUAAAAGUACCACAUGGAAUCUUGUAGGGUACUUUUUUAUCCAAAUAGUCAAUCCUAUCCUUAAGGUGUACAAGCUAAUUGCAUGGCGGAGUCCUUGGUUUGUGUGCCACUUGUAUUUGCUGCUUCCUGGGGUGUCUUUCGAUGAGUUCAGACACAUAUUUAAUAUAAGGAAGCGUUCGCCAACCCUUUUGGUUUUGGCGCCUGAUCGGUAUAACACCUUUGUCAUGUAUAUUCAUGCUAAAUAGGCUCUUAUCGAUCGGUUUAUGGAACGUUCUCGUUUCUCUGUGCCUUAGAGCUCCACCUAGAACCCUUGCAGGCAGUCGAACAGCGAUUAGUAGUCGAUGUAAAUCAGAUGGUACCGACGAAGACAAGGGAGACCGGAGUGGCCAUUCCUGGCUUAUUAGCCGUUACCGACCAGUCAUAACCAGCCCAAAGUGUGGAUCAGCUGCGAUUCGUAUCGGAGAUUUUCGGUUAUUGAGUGUGAAGCCUUACCAUUUAGCCAGGUACCCGCUGUCCCGUCGCUUAUGAUCGGCAGAUAGACCGGCAUUUAUGAGGGGAGCUUAGACGGCGGCUACUUCAAACUUAGUCAUGCGGACAUCAAUCAACCCUACUUCUGGCUGGGCGCAAAUCUAUUUGCAUAAGCACACUGCAUACUCGGCCUCACGAGUGAGCGAGAUCAAACCGGUGUCAGAAGUACCCUAAAUACAAGAUUUCGCUGGUGCCUUCCCGCUACUCGGUCAGUGUCGGAGCACAUCUGUCACGUAUUCAGACGGGAUUGGCGCCUGGUGACUGCGAUCGCAAAAUGACUGCUUCUGCCUGGUUAGAAAGCCACCAAGUAAACUGCACCAGAGGUUGACCUAUGGAGAAUGAGCGCCCGAGAGAGAGAGGGAGGUCAGUAUGCUAAACCUUUUCUCACUUUAGGGGUCAGACUGAUAUUUUCCACUCGGUUGAUUUGCUAUCUUGUGACUGGUCGAUUGACCACGAGCUCUACCACUUGAUGACGCCACCACCUUUUGUUGACACCUCAAUUGUGUCGGCUUGUUCCUUCUUUUUUAUUCCGCCUCCGUCGCUAUGCGAAAAUUUUCGUCUCCAGCGUUGUUUUUGAGGCCAAGCGACACCACAGCUCCCCCGUGUGUACUGUCACAUGACCCAACUGCAGGCCUCUGGUUUCAUUAUUCAUACGCCACGUUUGAGCUGGUAGCUUCCUAAGUGGGAAUCCUAGUUGGUGUGCACAUGAAGGUCGGGCAGAGAACAUUGGGUUUCCAAGCCAAAUUCUGAUUGCACCCAUCUUGCCUAUUUAUGCUACACCUCGCACGAAAAGUCCAGCUUUCUUUCUACACCGAUGCUGCCCUUGGUGGAGGAGGGGGGUGUCGUAACUAUUCCUUGUCGUAGUUAUUACGUCGCUUAUUUGGGAAUACCUGCCUUUACCUUAAAACUAGGACAUUUUCAGCAAAAUGAAAGCGUUAAAAAAGUUAUGUUCUCAUUGGCGGAAAUUUCCCACAUUUCAGUUCUUGCCGCAGUAGUUUAGCAGAACUCUUCGAAUGAGUCGUCGGCUGCGCUUCCAUUGUUUACAUGUGCGCUGGUGUGCUCUAAAGCAUCGAAAAUUUUAAAAAAUGCGUGCUAACUUGUCAAUCGGUAAGAGGAGGCCGCCGGUGGCUCUCAGGUUUUCUCUCUGUGCUCCUACCCUAGAAAAACGGACUUUUUUCGAGCCCUACCAUUUUUUGCAUGAAGAAUACCUUUGAAUGGAACAGAAACAUAACGCAGACUACAACUAACCCAUAGUAUCAUCACGAAAUAAACUCGAAAAUACAAACAGAACAACUACAAAAAGUUGGGUUUAGGUGCGAAUGCAUGCGAAUUUACUGUGAGACAUCAGAUGUUUUUGCCGCGUCAUCUUAUUUAUGCUAGGUUUUAAUUGAGGUGAAAAAAUCCCUAUCUCCUGAGCCACUAGAAAAACCGUUUGGAUUUUAUUUCGUAGCCGUAUCUGCAGCAGACAAGCCCCAGUAGCCUGUCAUACGAGACCAGUGGUAAAAGGGGGUUUAACCCUAAGCCCAACCUCUAACCCCUUACCCCUAAGUCCAUUUAUUUAUUAAAUCAGUUCCCAAAAACGCCCUUUUUCACACGCAGAAUAUGUGUAUGGAUCGUUUUGGCAGCCAAAAUGCUCACAAAAUUGAGCAGAAAUCUGUGUCACCUUGUAUUCGAGCAGUUUCUCACAUUAGUAGCUGUAAUUGACUAAAUUUACGUAUUCGUCAAUGCCCUUCUAUCAAAGGAGAGUAAUCUUAUUUCGUGGGUUUUGCCAAACGAAACGUGCCGCUCUUGAAAACGGCCUUUUUCUCCAAGUAUAUCAGAUGGAGGAGAGUGUAAGCAGGAAGGUUGUUUUUAUAAAACUUGUAAUUUCGUCUAUUUUAAAAGUCAGAUUUACAAAUAUGCGUGAUUUUAUGCAUGAAAACGCAGUAAUAAUGCCUGCAGGCAGUCCUUUGUCUAAACGUCCCGACAUUUUUCUGCCCAUUGCGAAUACCCAAAAACCUACUGCGAAAGGUCCUCCACGAUAUAAGCAUAUGCUAAAGUUCUUUUUAUGUAGUUUAGUUUCCACUUGUGCCUAGUUUAUAAACGAAAGGGGCAGCUGGUCAGCGGUUUUACCGAUAUCUUAGUAUUUUUAUAGCCACCCUAUUGUGCAUUAAUAAUCAUAGAACGGAGCCCUAAGGUAAGCAAAUAUAGCAAAAUGGCUCCUACAACAUUUUUCCGGGAAUGAAAAAACUACCAAAGGGUCCAAUUUCACCUAGUUAGAGCGCUUUUAAAAUAGAUGUAACUUAUGAGAGGAAAGAUUGCAUCUGAACCAGAACCUAUUCAUUGCCGACUUCCAUUGUGUACUCUCAUUUAUCUCGGCGAUGGUGUUUCAUGUUUGAAGGAAUCUACAAACUUUGACUCAAACGGCCAUCUGCAUUAGAAAGAAUCCUAUGCACGCGCCCUUCGGCAAAUGCUUUCAUCUUGAAGGUUUUGAUAAUCAUGUGGGCGACAGAAUCUACAUUUAUGAAAAAUCGAUUGAAAACACUGAAAGUCGUUAAGUAUUCACCGCUAUUUCAUGGACGAUAUAGAAGGUCCCCUUGAGCUACCCUAAGCUACUGGACCAGCGCCUGUUAGCAACAGCAGAAGCAGCCGCCAUCAGGUUACGAAAACCGGCCCUAUGCGCCCAAAAGAACCUUGUUCAGGCUCCGCGCUUACCGUGGUCGAAGGUUGACUAACCACAUGAACUUUCUGCGCCCUUCCGCUCUUGCCCAGCCUGGGAUUUAAAAACUCAAUUUUAUCGAUUUUUUUCACCUACUGUACCCCGUCCUAUGUAACUGUAUUGGCCUGACGAGAAGUUACCGAAAGGAACGUUCGCUCGCCACUGUCCCUUCUGAACAUAGUUAUGGGGAUUUUCACAACUUCAAAAUUAUUUCUCAAACUUAAAAAAUGUUUAUGUGCCUCUUUGCCUGACUGCUGUCUGCAGUGUUGAGAAAAACUAUAAGAAAAUCAGUGUUUUGUUAUUUCUAUACCUUAAAACCGCAUGUUGGUAUGGUUUUGAGGUUUGAAUCACAUUCCCAACGAUAUCUGAUCCUAUUGACCAAACCUACGAGUUUGUCUCGCAUAUUUAUGUGUCUUACUAUAACCGCAGCCGCUGGCUAGUAGCAUUUCGGUAGUAGAAUUGCACAGGACUAGCUCUCUCCCCCCUGCCUAUUCUUCCUUUAAAAAAGGCCUCGAUUCGUUUCAGAUUUUAUUCACGUCCGAAACCACGAUUUUUGCAGGUGUGUCGCAAAACAGAGCAAAGUUAAAGAAGUCGGCCUGUCGCACUCCUAAACUGGCCAGGGUUGUGAUUUGAAUAUUUUUUGAAACGAUUAGACUUUUCAGACACAAAUAUACGCUUACAGCGGAUGUCGGUGCAGGAUUUCUCCGGCUAUUCUGUUGGUCUUGGGUUGACUAACACGUGGGUGUCAUGUCAGGGUGCUCCGAACCCUGAACGUGAGGCCAGACCUCUGGCAGUUAAGGAGACGCUAGCAGCCUUCACUGAUCUUAACUAGUAUAGUUUUGUUGCGACGGUUUCGAGGGUAAGUCGCAGUGUAAUGGACGACGACGACAACUUACCCAAAUAAAAAGUCAGAGAAGCGAACCUUGCAGGACAGUUCUUUGCUCUGAUCCUAAACAUAUAAUCAACUCAAACAUCAGCUCCACCAUUCCGAGGGUCAGUUGUUGUUGUCAUCGCGAGGCGUGAGCCGCACCCGGCUGCGGCCAAUCAAAAAAGACCAGAUUGCCGAUGGGCGUCACGCUUUAGCCAAGCCGCGGAAUAAGCCACAAGCGCCGCAAGCAUUUAACUGACAAGCGGAUGGGGGAGGUUGGGUCGCAGUCGUUACGCCGAGUAGACUAUCAUGGGUGACCCCCAAGGCCGUGUUAUUAUGCAUUUGUUUAGUUUUCAAGGUCAUCGUGCCGUUGUAAAACGCGCGUCCUAUCUCCAUCGGUCCUGUACAUGAGUUAACCAAGACACAUUGAUUUUCCGCAGCACCUGAGUGAUGCCUUGAAGGUGUUCUUGUUGCUUUUUCUACGUCCUCCUUUCCCGUGGGACCUCUAGCAGUGUCUCACGGAAAAGUCUUUUCUCUAAACAUUCAUCAAUGUUUCUUAGAACCCGGAAGAAAAAUCGAAGCCGAAUCUGCUCCAACAGUUCAACAGAUGUUCAGCCUGACAGCCGAUUUUUUGUCCUGUACCUCCCGGAUCCCUCUUUGGUGAGACUUCAUCUUCAAGGUCCUCGACGACAGCAGUGGCAACGAGGAUUUAUUUUCUUCGCCUGGACCCGGCGGCGCUUUACAGUUCCUUAGAUUGAUAUUGAGGGGGAUAUAUCGGCUGCUCCAGGCUAAAGUUAGUAGCUUGUCGGAGUCUCGGCUGACUUUGGCGACCUGCUGCGAUUAGGUCGUAGGGUGUGUUGCUCAUCGAGAUUAUGCUACCCAGUAGUGGGGCGAUAACUAGUUUUCGUCAGUUCGAACCCAAUGGUGCACGAGGACUGUUUCCUGUGUGUUUAUAUUUAGUCCAAAGUUUUCGCAUCCGAAUGCAAGAAAGUCCAAGUUACGUUGUAUGGCUGUGCCGACUUCGUGAAUGCAGACCUCAACAAACGAGUCAAGUAAUUUGGCCUCUGGAACUAUAAUCAUUCCAUUAGUUUUUUAUUUCUUUCGAUGUCAGGACCUUUACAACUGCAGGUUUUUGGAAACAGAUCCCCUCGGACACUUUCGCUGAUAGCAAAUUUUCAGUAACUUGUUGGAAGUUGUUCAGUCGCUCUGACUCAUCAGACAGGGUAGCUUCCUACCUACCUAUAGUUCAUCUUCAUUGUAGUCGGUAUGCUUUAUUUGCAAAGUUGUUGGAAUUUGCGCUAAAGUGCUGGUCAACUGUCGGUUCACAUUGCCUUUCCCCCAUCCGGCCUUCCCUCUUCUAGUAGCGAACUUGUUGAAGGCUGUGGAGGAGGCAAACAAACAGAUAGCUCAGAUGCGAAUGACAGUCUCAGCCCUGGAGUCCGAUGUGGCUGCAAAGUGUUCUGAAGAAGCUCGUAUCUCCGGUGAACUCUACCGUCUUCGGAUGAGACUUCUGGAAGACGGUGGUCUCAAGUAUCUGGAGAGGCAGUAA